GCGAUGUGUACGCGUCAUCCUGUUGAUUUCGGUGUGAAAAUUGAUCGUCGGAGAUUUCCUCGCUCGUCCCGAAGAUUUUCGAGGUCGGGAGACGAUGCCAAAUUUAAUUAAAUCUCCGAAUCCUAGUGCGGAGUUUCGUUAACAUCAACGUGUUGAAAUUUCAACGUUUACUGGGACGCAAGUUUAAAAGGCGCGAAAUUAAACCCGGAGAGCGCGUUCACGUCAUGUGUCUACAUACGCAUCUCGUCCCGCGCAAACAUUUAUCAACGCCUCUCUAACAUAGUAAACUGAUUUAUUGGAAGCGAUUAAUAGCGGUUUCCUAACAGCCGUUCAAUGGCGGCGCCUGUGAUAACGGUAAGUCGCAAUAAACGCGUUCGGUUAAUUUACGGCAAUGAAGUAUAUCGAUCUCGCGACCUGUGUCAGUGCAAUCUGCGCGUUUACGAUGGCGCGGCUAUAUAGAUAAAACGCUUCUCGGCUUUAUUAACUGUUAACACGUGCAUCAAGAUAGGAAAAAUUAAAAUUACUUUCCUCUUCUCACGACAUUAAGCGUGCGCUUGAAAUGAAAAUGUAAAAUUAAAUAAAAUGCAUAAUUGUUUCCUCAACGGCUUCGAGAGUAUUUUUCAAAAACAUCAUUGCGACUAUUACUCAUAUAUUAAUAGCUCGGGCAGAAUUAGUCACACAAAAAUUAUGAAUUCUACUUCUAAAAAAAGCGAUUACUCAAUUUUUCUGCCGAUAUUUAAAAGAGGAAAAGUAAAAAUUGAGUAAUCGCCUCUCUUGGCACGAGAAUAUUUUUCCGCGUGAUGGUUUAAAAUAUAAUGAUCGACAAUCAAAUGCCAGCGCUGCAUACGCAACAAGUAAAUAUAGCGAUGACAAUCUGCGUCUGCAUGCUCCCCCGUCUUCGAUUCAUCGUAAGCGCAAAUCUAUACCACGAGAAACUCCCACGUCAUUUUAGGAAAUCCCUCGGAUAGUUGGCAAAAAUCGCCAUUGUACUUCGGUCGAUCCGCAGCUUCCGCAUCAGUGGGAUCUCACUAAUGCGUAUAACGGAUUGCUCCCGCGUUGUCGCGAUCGUAAUAACAGCGCGCGCGAUAAUUGUUCAAUUAUCGUCGCGGAACACUAUAUUAAUGCGUGACGGCUGAUGAUUAUCGGCAAAACGCGGACGCGCGCCUGGCAUCGCAUUUUGCUAUCGCAAUACCGAUCUCUCCGAGUUACGAAUUACAUGCGAGCGGCGUCGUGAGGAUUACGUCGUACCGUUGACGCAUAGGCGAUUAUGAAACUGACGUGCGUGUCCCGCCACACCAUUCUGAAAUAAUCAGAUUCCUGCCCCUAGAUUAACAGACGCUUUUGGCGAAAUGCGUUUAACCAGGAAGUAGUCACCUGGGAAGUUUCUUACGUCUUAGCAGCGAGAAAAUAAAGUACUUACUCCAUACAGUAAUUGCCGAUCCGUUCUUUUUUUUUCCAUUUUUUCCUUAUCUUUUUGAAAAAUAUUGAAUAUAUAAAUUUUAAUAUGCAUAAUGAUCUCAAAUAAAUUAUUAAACGGAUGAUCGUUGACACGAGAAAACUAGAUGACUAUUCUAUUUUCGGGUUAAUAAAAUGUACGUUUCUUAUAUCAAUUUCUAUCUACAUUUUCAUGCCGAUUUCCGCGGCGAGAGAUUCCGUUGUCAGUUCGACGUCGUCGGGGCCACGACGGACGGCGUCCCCGAUAAACACGCCGCGAUAAUGUUAAUAGAAUUUUACCUCUCGGUGUGUGACCCACAUCUCGCCCCGUUUGAUAACGGCCUUUUCAUUAACGCGGGAUUAGCGCGGGAUUUAUCCGCGCCGCGGUCCGUUCAUCAAAAGAUGUUUACUUUCCGUCGCGACGCGCGUCGGGGAAGAUUAUUAAUACGCUCGGCUCAAAGUAGAACAGAAUCGUCGAGAUGGGACUUCUUACAGUCGCCGUAUCGUUUUGAUGAUGCAACUGCACCAUGAGAGUUUUAAUUGCGCCCGUAAAUUUCGCCGGCGUCGGCUGUGACUGCAGCGGCAGAAGGAUCAACGGAAGGCAGCUUACAGCUUGAAAAUUAAUAUCGAACCUAGCUGCCAUUGUAGAUUGCGCGUUGCACCGCCCGAGGGAAGAAGGAAGCAACGUCGUUUUUAGGGUGCCUCUCGUAACGUUUCGCGUGCUUUCUUGCAUCACGAGCUGAUAUCACAGAUUGCGUUCUAAUUGGAUGCGUGCAACGCAAUUGCGCGUGUUGCUUUUAGCCAACACCCAGCGGGGGAGGAAAACACCGAGGGCUUUUUCGAUCGCGGAAAUAGGGAUGCCGUCACACACGGCACAGUUACGGUGCGCGUGUUCCUCGCGAUGCGUCGCGCGGUACAUUGACGCCAAUUCGAGAGCUCGACUCUCGAGGAUACGCUCCUCCGAUAAUGGCCGAAAUACUAAUGUCUGAUAUAAUGACUGUACAGGGCACUUAACGUGAUCCAAAUACUUGCAUCCGUGACGUAACCGCAUCGCGUCCACGUGCCGUCAGCGAGUUGAUCUUGCGCGACCGCGAAUCUCCUUGAGCACGAUUUCCAGAAUUUACAUCAAUGGGAAUUCUCCCGCGCGUUCCCCAGUUCUCCUCGCAGCAUCCCUCGUUUCUGAGUGGCGGAUUGUUAGUGGAUAUGAUGAAGAGAGCAACGCAGACCAAACAGUACGCGGAAUUGGAUCACGCGAUGAGAACGAAGGUCGAGCCGUUUUUGUACAACAAGGGAAAGGGCAAAUGGAUACCUGUAGAAAAAUUAGUCCUCCUACGAAAUAAGGACCGUCCGCGGCAUAAAAUGCUGCCACCCUUGAAAGCCAUGGAGAAUCCAGCUGAUUACGAUAUCGAUAAGGACAUGGGCGACGAGGAAGUCGACGAAACCAAAAUAGAUAAAAGCAAAUAUAGGCUGGUGUGUUGGAAUUUGAGCGACAGAGGUGCCGUCGGCGAAACUAUUUUGCAUCUGUGCAUGUUGAACGCGACUGCCAUCCACGCUGAUUUGGCAAGACGACUGUUGCGUUUCUAUCCGCUGCUUAUAUACGACAUUUAUUUGUGCGACGAGUAUUACGGGGAGAAUGUCUUGCACAUCGCUAUCGUGAACGAGGAUCCGUCGAUGGUCAAGUUUCUUCUCGACAGCGGAGCGGACGAUCCGCUCAUUAUUCACGAGAGGUGUUGCGGCACCUUCAUGUGCCCGGAAGAUCAGAAGGCGUCGAGAUUUGACAGUUUAGAUCACGAGUGGGUGUGCGUCUCACCGGAAACCGAUUACAAUGGCUAUGUGUACUGGGGAGAGUAUCCGUUGAGUUUCGCCGCGUGUCUCGGUCAGGAAGAAUGUUACAGGCUUAUACUGGCCAGAGGCGCGGAUCCUGAUAAGCAGGACACGAAUGGCAACACCGUUAUGCAUAUGCUGGUGAUAUACGAGAAAGUGGCCACGUUCGAUAUGGCAUAUGAAGUAGGGGCUUCCCUCGACCUAAGAAACGUCCAACACUUGACUCCGUUGACCUUAGCUGCAAAAUUGGCCAAGAUCGAGAUAUUCUUUCACAUCCUGAACAUCGAGAGAGAGAUAUACUGGCAAAUCGGUAGCAUAACUUGCGCAGCCUACCCUUUAUCGCAAAUAGAUACGAUCGAUGUUAAUAUAGGAACAAUUAACAAGAACUCUGCCCUGAAUCUGGUUGUUUUUGGCGAAAAAGAUGAACAUUUAGAAUUGAUGGACGGUGUGCUAGUUGAUCUUCUAAACGCCAAAUGGAACACUUUUGUCAAAUCCCGGUACAUAAAAAAAUUUUACCGUCAGUUCUUUCUCUUCUGUUUCUACUUCGUGCUCUCGCUAAUCAGCUUCACCCUUCGCCCUGGCCCGUCGACCAUGGAAGAGGACGAAAACGCGAACGAUACGUCUACGAGAACAAAUUCUUCAAAUAUAACAGAACACGUGAUUCUCAAGUCCCUUCAAAGCGCAGAUCUAUCUGAAUUGGUUACGAAUAGCCUCGUCGCGGCUUUUACCUCAAAUUUCAAGUCAUCCUUAAACAUGACGCAGGAAUCAUUGGAGAAGAUCCAGCUGCAAAUAACGUCGAACAUCACGUUGGCCCUGAAGAGCAUUUUGCUCUUCGACAAUGAGGCCAUUCUAAGUCCUCCCGACGAGACCACCAUUCAUACGCUGUGGUAUAAUGAUAGUCCUUCAAAUACGUCGGACUAUUUCACGGAUAUGUAUAACAAAACCGUCGCAGCCAAUAAGAAUUCGACUACCAAGACGAUCAUUGACAACGUGCUAAAAUUUAAUCACGAGUUAUGGUGGGACGACAUCACUGAGGAGUGCAGGCUGAUGCAACUGACAGAAACAAGUGCGAAGAUUCGUCUAACUGCGGAAAUUUUUAUGUAUAUCGGCGCAGUGCUCUACAUCUUGGCCGCGUUGCGGGAGGCGCGAUUCUUAGGUCUCAAUAUGUUCAUCGAAAAUCUCGCGACGGCGCCGUCACGCGUGAUGUUUCUAUUCUCGUGCUGCAUCCUGCUGUCGUUCCCGUUUCUACGAUUUGUCUGCGCGGAUGAGGUCGAAGACAUACUGGCGGUGGUGGUGAUGCUGACCACGGCGCCGUACUUUCUGUUCUUCUGCCGGGGCUUCAAGACGGUUGGACCGUUCGUCGUGAUGAUUUACAGGAUGAUCAUGGGCGACCUCCUCAGAUUCGUCUCCAUCUACCUCGUCUUUGUUAUGGGGUUCUCCCAAGCGUACUACAUCAUAUUCCUGUCGUUCGACAAUCCAAACACACCGGAGGGCGUCGACGACUCAAUGACGAAUCCGAUGCCGUCGCCGAUGGAGAGCGUCAUGGCGAUGUUCCUGAUGAGCAUGACGAAUUUCGGAGAUUACUUCGGCGCGUUUGAAAGGACCGAGCACGAGUUCGAGGCCAAGCUGCUGUUCGUGAUGUACAUGGCGAUCGUGGCGAUCCUGCUCGUUAACAUGUUGAUCGCUAUGAUGGGUAACACUUACCAGAAGAUCGCUGAAACCAGGAAUGAAUGGCAACGGCAAUGGGCGCGCAUAGUUUUGGUUGUAGAGAGAGGCGUGAGUCCCGCUGAAAGACUAAAAAAGUUGAUGGACUAUUCUCAGCCCAUGUCCGACGGUCGUCGAGCGUUGGUUCUUCGAUUACAUCAAACUGAGGAGGACAAGGAGGAGAUGAAGGAGAUACUCGAGAUGAAGAGAACUCACGAUAGAUUGCUAAAGAAAAGACAAAAUAGGAUGUCAAAAGAAAAGAUUAUAUCUUAAGCAGGAAAGCCAUUAGAAGAAAUGAGCAUCUAGCUUAUCUCGAACUCUAUUUAUAUGUUUUAUUUCAAAUAAUUGUUAUUUAAUUUAUUCAGUAUUUCUAGUUACACAAAAUAAUUUUGUACGAAUUACAAGGAAAUAAAAAGAUUGCGAUGUAGCAAGUAUAAAGUAAUUGUAAUCAAUAGAUCGAGCUGAUACCGUAGUUUCCAUGACAACAAAAUAUCGUGUUAUCAUGUCGGACUGUCGUAGAACUCGAGCGGAGAACGUACUUAAAGAAAAAAAGGCAAUGAGUGUGUUAAAAGCACCGAUAGAUUAUAAAAACUUGGAAGAGGAACUUCACGCGGCUCUCGCAGCCGACGAAUUGUAUAAAUUACAAAACGAUGCUAAGAUUCGAGCGAUUGAACAAUCGGUGCCGACAUACGAGCACUUCAGGCAGAUGGUGACUGCAAAUUUUAUUAUUUUUGUUGUCAUAUAAUCGAGAAAUUUUAACAA
Molecule: messenger RNA, 5724 nt
Organism: Monomorium pharaonis (pharaoh ant)
Lineage: Eukaryota; Metazoa; Arthropoda; Insecta; Hymenoptera; Formicidae
Gene: nan
Product: transient receptor potential cation channel subfamily V member 5
Exons: 16
Coding region: 2563-5235 (890 amino acids)
Biological process (GO): calcium ion import across plasma membrane
Cellular component (GO): membrane
Molecular function (GO): calcium channel activity; protein binding
Source: RefSeq, a predicted model, not a curated record